This is a messenger RNA of Camelina sativa (false flax), 2109 nucleotides long. RefSeq names its product protein FRIGIDA. Lineage: Eukaryota; Viridiplantae; Streptophyta; Magnoliopsida; Brassicales; Brassicaceae. The record is from RefSeq and is a predicted model, not a curated record.
UUUUAAUUUUAUUUUGCAAUCUUUCUUUCUUCUUCCUCCUCCACAUUCCCAUGGCCUUCCACAACGGUUCUAUGAUCCCUGCUCUUGCCUACGCCAAUUAUCCACCGACAAUGGAGGCGCAACCCUCUACGGCGGCGAUUCCCCGGCAAUCUGAACGACGACGGCGGGGAGAAUUCCCGGCGGUUGUUGAAACAGAUCAAAUUACGAUCGGUCAAUCUAAGCAGCCGCAGUUUCUGAAAUCAAUCGACGAUUUGGCUGCGUUUUCAGCUGCGGUGGACGCUUUCAAACGCCAAUUCGAUGAUUUGCAGAAGCACAUCGAGUCAAUUGAAAACGCAAUCGAUUCAAAACUCAAGAGUAACGGCGUUGACAUCGCCGCUUCUUCCGAUUUCCAUCAGCCGUUAUCGCCACCGCGGAACAAUGCUUCUGUAGAUACCACCACCGUGACUGUGAGCCAAUCGUCUCAGGAUCCUGUACCGGCGAUUUCAGAUAAACCGGAAGGGGAACGUUUGUGUGAUCCUAUACCGGCGAUUUCAGAUAAAUCGGAAGGGGAACGUUUGUGUGAGUCAAUGUGUAGCAAAGGUCUGCGUAAAUACAUCUACGGGAAUAUCUCUGAUCGAGCUAAGCUAUUGGAAGAGAUUCCUGUAGCUUUGAAGUUGGCUAAGGAGCCAGCCAAGUUUGUGUUCGAAUGUAUUGGCAAGUUUUACUUACAAGGGCGUAGAGCUUUUUCUAAGGAUUCGCCUAUGAUCUCUGCGAGACAUGUUUCGCUUCUCAUUAUGGAGUCUUUUCUUCUAAUGCCUGAUCCUGGUGAAGGGAAGGCAAAGAUUAAGAUUGAGAGUUCUGUUAAAGAUGAGGCGAAGGCGGCUGCUGUUGCGUGGAAGAAAAGACUGGUGGGUGAAGGAGGAUUAGCUGCGGCUGAGCUAAUGGAUGCAAGGGGUCUGCUUUUACUGAUUGCUUGUUAUGGUGUUCCUUCAAACUUUAAAAGUAUGGACGUGUUGGAUUUGAUACUGACUUGUGGUUUUAAUGAGAUUGCGGGUGCUUUGAAACGGUCGCCUUUUCUUGUCCCUAUGAUUUCAGGUAUAGUUGAAUCAAGUAUCAAGCGUGGAAAGAAUAUUGAAGCUCUUGAGAUGGUGUAUAACUUUGGAAUGGAGGAUAAGUUUUCAGCUUCUACAGUUCUAACUUCAUUCUUAAGGAUGAGCAAGGAGUCAUUUGACGAGGCAAAACGAAAAGCCCACUCACCAUUGGCAUUUAAAGAGGCGACUGAAAAGCAGAUAGGUACACUAUCAUCAGUGAUGCAGUUUAUGGAGACUCACAAGUUAGACCCUGCGAAAGAACUACCAGGGUGGCAGAUCAAAGAAGAAAUUGUUAAGCUGGAGGGUGACACUCUUCAGCUCAACAGAGAGAUGGAAGAGAAAGCAAGAUCCAUCAGUUUAAUGGAGGAAGCGGUACUUACCAAGAGAUUGUAUAACCAACAGAUGAAACGUCCGAGGUUGUCACCCAUGGAAACGCCACCAGUAGCUUCUUCAUCAUAUUCUCCUCUGUACCGUGAUCGAAUCUUUCCUAGUCAAAGAGACGAAGAUAGAGAUGAAAUAUCAGCUCUUGUGAGUAGUUACCUUGGCCCGUCAUCAUCUUUUCCUCAUCGCUCAAGUCUCAGAAGAUCCCCUGAAUAUAUGGUUCCACCUGGUGGUUUAGGAAGAAGUGUAUAUGCAUAUGAACAUCUGCCUCCAAAUUCAUACUCUCAGGCUAACGGACAGAGAGUUCCUCGGCAGUACUCUCCGGUUCAUGGACAGAGACAUCCACGGCAGUACUCUCCUCCAAUUCAUGGACAACAGCAACAAAUACCAUAUGGUCUACAAAGGGUUUACAGACAUUCACCAUCUCAAGAAAGAUAUUUGGGUUUAUCCAAUCACAGGUCUCCUCGUAGUAACUCAUCACUAGACCACACAUAGGAGGAAUGUAAAUGCUUUUUGUUUUUGUUUAAGGUAGUUUAUUUUUUCCCCACAAUAGUCAAAAUUUAAGUUAUUUUGUAAGGCUUAAGAAUGCAAAAAAUUUUGCUCUCUGUAAUUGACAUUUCAGAUGCUAAUGUUAUAUGCUUCACAGGUUUUUAGUCAA